AUGUCUGCCUUGAAGUCCUUCGCGCUUCUGUCUACGCUGCCUUUUCUCGCUCUGGGUGCGACACGCCGCGCGGCAGCGAGAAACUUCAUUUUCUAUGGUUACAGUGACCAGUUUGGUGGCAGUCCAUUGAUCUAUUCGGACGGUUAUGCAUACGUUGGGAGCAUUGAUGCCACUAACACCACCGACGCGGCAAUCGUCAAUUUCACGUCAACUACAAACAAUGAGUGGCUCGGAUCUCCCAACGUAACGGUACCAGGGCAUACCUCAUCAUGGUCUAAUGCGACAUUUUUCAUUCCAACCGCUGACGACUCCGACAAGCGCGUAGGCUUUCUUACUAGCAACUCGACGAUUGAUGGCAAGGCCAUCUCGGGCUUUCGACUCUAUGGCUCAAUGGCAGCAUUUGUUACAGAUGAUGGGCAGUUGGUAUCUGCGUGGACCGGACUUCAGGUCUCACAAAAUCUACACCGUUUGUACUGGAACGACACAAGCCUGGGCCAGAUUCCCGUUACUUUGACAACUGUCGCCCCCUCUAACCCGUCAAAUUAA
Messenger RNA from Bipolaris oryzae ATCC 44560, 546 nucleotides. RefSeq lists its product as uncharacterized. The record is from RefSeq and is a predicted model, not a curated record. The coding region runs from base 1 to 546 and encodes 181 amino acids. NCBI's taxonomy places the organism in Eukaryota, Fungi, Ascomycota, Dothideomycetes, Pleosporales, Pleosporaceae. The transcript is spliced from 3 exons.